Symbiodinium necroappetens is the source of this 582-nucleotide messenger RNA. The record is from the annotation of a GenBank genome assembly. Lineage: Eukaryota; Dinophyceae; Suessiales; Symbiodiniaceae.
AUGAAGGAAAACUGCCGCAUCGUCUUGGCUUCAAGCAGCCCGCGGCGGCAAGAGAUCCUAGGACUUUUGGGAUUGCCGUUCGAUGUCAUCAAGCCAAAGUUUGCUGAGGACCUGGAUAAGUCAAAAUACACGCCACGGGAGUACGUCAUGGCAAAUGCACGCAUCAAAUGCGCGGAGGUGGUCAUGAAGCUCGCCCACCCCAGGCACCCCCUUUCCGAUGAGAUGGAAAGGAAGGUUGGAAUCGUCAUUGGUUCUGACACUGUUGUCGUCCUGGGUGAGACCAUCUUGGAGAAGCCCCAGGACGAGGAGCAUGCCCUCCAGAUGCUUCAGUCGCUGAGGGGCCGUGAACACCAGGUGAUGACUGGUGUGGCCAUAUCUGUGGCUGGGUCAGAAGAUCCCGUCGCUAUUUGUGAAGUCUCUACCGUCUGCUUCGCCGACAGCUCAGACGAGGAGCUCAAGGCCUACAUCGCCACCGGGGAACCCUUUGACAAAGCCGGAGGCUACGGCAUCCAGGCGGUGGGCAGCUUGCUCGUCACCGGCAUCCGCGGCGAUUAUCAAAAUGUCGUCGGUCUUCCGCUGGCG